This is a messenger RNA of Fusarium coffeatum, 2340 nucleotides long. RefSeq lists its product as uncharacterized. Gene Ontology annotation, biological process: positive regulation of DNA-templated transcription. Gene Ontology annotation, cellular component: Set1C/COMPASS complex. The transcript has 2 exons. Lineage: Eukaryota; Fungi; Ascomycota; Sordariomycetes; Hypocreales; Nectriaceae. Bases 1 to 2340 code for a protein of 779 amino acids. The record is from RefSeq and is a predicted model, not a curated record.
AUGCUACAUUCACUGACUUCUUCACCGAGCAGUUUUGUCAAUUCGAAUCAUCGCCCACCAGCAUCUGAAGCAACACCGACUUCUGCCGCCUUUUCCAGUUCCGAAUUCGAUACUCCUAAGCCCAGGCAAGGUGCAUUUACCGACGCCGGGGGCUGGACGCCGCAUUACGCUGAAGACUAUUCCGUAUUCAACUCGACCCCUGGAAAUCUUCGUGGUUCCCGAAACUCUUUCGUCGACAUCGCUCCAGCCACGAUUACAAGCAACCACAAAAGAUUACUGUCUGCCGAAACCUUUGCCGCUCAAAUCGCAACGCAUGUAAACCACUUCUCUGCCAAUAACAGCCUACCUCUGCCGCCGGUCGAGCCCUCACGCCGCUUGGCCUCAUCCCCGAACUCAAUAACCGUACCUCAGGAAUAUAUAACCGAUUCGACACCUUUGCCCAGUCCUGAUCCGUCCACGUAUCCUCAAUUCUCCAAGAAGGCUAGGAAAGCCGGAGUCAAGGGUGAAGAGCCUUCACAGACGGCAACGCCCCCACCCACCGGACAUAGGGAGGAACACAAGCUUGCCGACAAGCUCACCAUGCAAAAUGAUCAGGUUUUCGGCCAGCCCGACUUCGCCGGCAGCUCCCAACAACAGCAGCAUGAGCUCGCUGCCUUGAUGGCUUCAUCUGGUGAUAUGUUUGGAUAUCCUAUGACAGCUCCUGCUGCCACCCCCACAACAUUCUGGGACCCUUCAAUGAGUAUGGACUUUGACUUUAGUGCAUCACCUUCCAAUGUCUUCCAGACAACACCUGUUCAGCGUGGAGGUGGCCAUCGCCACACAGGAUCCUUUGACUGGAACAGCGAGGUGCCACUCUUCCAAGAUCCUACCGCACCUUUUGCCCCAGUAGGUGCAGACCCUAUGCAAUCGAUGCAACGUGACCGUGCUCUCGCCCCGAACCCUAUGGGCUCGGCAUCUGCUACAACUGCAGCAAGUGCCGCCAUGUCCGCGGCCCUCUCUGCUCCUUUAGAUGAUUCUUUUGGAUUUGGGCAGCCUAUGCAAGGAGUUAAUCCUGGUCUGCUUUUUGAACCCCCUCACACUUCUGUUAUGGAUAACCCUGCUCUCAUUCCAGUGACACAAGCCGGCUCAGCUGAAGGCGCAAUCUUCCAAACGAGAUCUAGAACUCCUCUAGGAGAUAGCAUCCGGCAAUCAACUAGCAUGAAGGACUUGAGAGCUACCAAGGCUCCAGAUCGUGCUCUUGCACCAUCGCCCGUCAAGUCAAAUUCUCGCCCUGGAAUGGGUCGAAGUUUUAGCGAGAAUCGUGGAAAGAGAGCUCAAACACAGAACAGACCAGUACUUCCCAAGCUUGCUCCAGCUCGACCCGUAUCACAGGCUAGCAAUGGUUCCAACAGUGACAGUGCACCUGUCGGCCGAGCUCUGGCCAAACCAACAGGAAGGCUGUCUCCCAUGAAGAACCCGCAUCGUCUGUCGAGCCUGGCCUCUAUACCUGAGGGCCCGUCGCUUCAACACCCGCCGACUCGAACAUCCGUGAAAUUCACUAUCGACUCCAGAGGAAGGGCCCGUGCCGAGACGACCAUUGUACCGAAUGAAUGGGAAUGGGAACCGAACAUGGGCCAGAGAAAGGUGUCUCGGGAUAGAAGCCGGACACGCGAGCUGGGACCCUCAGACGACGAUGAAUCUUCCUCUGACGAUGAACCUAUCAUCAUUCCUAGCCGAACCAACUCGUUCAAUACUUCCUUUGCCCUGCCGGAUCCCGUGAGACCAGUGGGAUCCAUCUUCCACUCUUCGAGGCGUAGCGUCAGCGAUAGAAGCAUCAGUAGUAAUCACGACACAAUGGGAGGGUCGCCCCAUGAUGGAGAGAGCGAGACUGAGACUGUUAUGUAUGAGCGCAAGGACAAGAUCGGAGAUGCUACAAGCGAACUUCGCAAAGUAAUGGAAGACCGUAAGAAGCGGUCUAAUCCCAUGGGUCAGGGCGGACAACAUCGCCCUUUCCAAGGCAGUAGCCUGGGACCUUAUCGAGGUGAUAGCAACUCGCCGUCGUCCCUCACUGAGUCAAGCCUUAUUACAGACAGACAAGUCAAGUGUGUCUGUGGCCGAAAGGGGGCUGACGGGGGAGACGGCUUCAUGAUCCAAUGCGAGUCCUGUGAAAUGUGGCUGCAUGGAAAGUGUGUUAACAUCAACCUCAGAGCUCAUGCGCCGAGGGUGUAUAUCUGUGCAUUCUGUGCCAACACGCCAAACAUGCGAGGAGGCCGGCUGCGAGACACAGGACGAACAAAUCUGGCUGGCGGUGUGCCAGUGGCAUCUCCGUUAACGAGCAAAUCAUUUAGGGCGUUUCGAUAA